UCAACAGGGAUCCAGUGUCGCCAUUUUCAAUUUCACCCAAAACCCUUUCGGGAUAACUCUCCCGUAAACCCUAACACAACCACGUCUCUUGCUUCUUCUCCAUUCCGAUUACAGUCUUGCAACGAUUAUGGCAUUGUAUUCACUUCGUCUCCGCCGCACCUUGUCCGCCAUUUCCGUUCUCCACCGCCAUGUUUCUGCUACGUCGGCAGUAUCUGCUCAAACUUUCUACUCAAUUUCUUGUCCUUCAGCUCCUUCACUAUCUAAGUCUCCAGCUAUGAUUUCUCUUUAUUGUCCACUGAGAUCGUCGUCCAUGGCUUUCUCUUCUCGAUCAUCGUUUGGGAGCAAUAACGAAGAUGACAAGAUAGGGCCCGAUACAAUACUAUUCGAGGGCUGCGACUACAACCACUGGCUCAUCACCAUGGAAUUCCCCAAGGAUCCCAAACCCACUCCGGAGGAAAUGGUUCGGACCUACGAAGAAACCUGUGCCAAAGGCUUAAAUAUAAGUGUGGAAGAGGCAAAAAAGAAAAUGUAUGCUUGUAGUACAACUACGUAUCAGGGGUUUCAGGCUGUGAUGACAGAAGAAGAAUCAGAAAAAUUUCGCGGUCUGCCUGGUGUCGUCUUUAUAUUACCUGAUUCUUACAUUGACCCUGUAAACAAGGAGUAUGGAGGAGACAAAUAUAUUAAUGGAACAAUUAUACCAAGACCACCACCUGUUCAAUAUGGGAGGCAGGGGGGAAGGUAUCGUGAUCGGAACAGAAAUGCUGACCAACCAAGAUACGAUAGGGGAAACAGAUCAGCACCAAAUUGGCAGGGUAAUCCAUCCUACAGUCAACAGGGUUCUAUGCAAGGAGAUGGACGCAAUUUUGGCCCUUCACAGAACUAUUCGCCUCAAGGUCCACCCCAACAUUAUGGUCCACCAGGGCCUGGAGAAAGGAGAGAUCCUUCACAUGCGAACAGUUAUGCCCCUGAAGGAAGAGACCCCUAUCAGGGAGGAAGAGUUCCUACGCCUUCUUAUCAGGGAAACUACAACAACCAAAGGGGGCAGGGCAGUUAUAACCAUGAUGUGCAAGGAAAUUAUCAUCAUCCCCAAGGAGGUCAGAGAGAUUAUGUACCUCCACCAGGACAGGGUAAUUCUGGUAGUGGUUUUAAUUCUGCACAGGGUGGAGCUUAUGGGCAAGGUGGAUAUCAUGGCCACGGAACGGGAGCGUCUUAUGGUCAAGGACAGAGUCAUGGAUCGUACCCAGGCUCUACUGAAGGUCAAAGAUUUUCACAAGGGGAUGAAAGAAACAUGCAAGGAGAACAACGAAACCACACAUCUGUUGGACAAACAUGGAACGGACAAGGGAGAUACUGAGGCGGUCGAAUAUUUAUUGUCAAGGGAUCUUAAGGAAGCUAUGAGCCAUUUGUCUCAUGUCUCUUGUAGGAAAACAAUAAGGGAAAGCCAUGCGAGUUUGUUCUUGUGAGGAUUAUGCACUUCCUGUGUUGGGUCAUUUUGUUUGGCAUGGAAUGGGAACCUGAACUAAAUGUGAAUUUGAGAUAUAACCCAGGCGAGUAGCUUGCUUGUUCUCCCUCAAGGAUGUCGUCCAGCAGAAAAAAUUUCUUGUGAUGCCAUGGCAAUGAUCAAAAUUACUUUGUUUAAGUUUAAUUAAUUGAUUACCCUUGCUUUUUACAAUGCUAAAA
Messenger RNA from Momordica charantia (bitter melon), 1680 nucleotides. It is a transcript of the gene MORF1, whose product is annotated as multiple organellar RNA editing factor. The record is from RefSeq and is a predicted model, not a curated record. Gene Ontology annotation, cellular component: mitochondrion. Lineage: Eukaryota; Viridiplantae; Streptophyta; Magnoliopsida; Cucurbitales; Cucurbitaceae. Gene Ontology annotation, biological process: mitochondrial mRNA modification; cytidine to uridine editing.